AUGCACUAUUUUCAGAGCCGGGCAUCGGUGCUGGACCGCCUGCCGGCGGCGGCGCGCGGCCCUCUGCACGGCCUUCCCUUCAGCGUGAAGGACUGCGUCGACCUGGAGGGCUACGACUCAACAGCCGGGCUGGCCAAGCACCUGGGCCAGCCGGCGUCGCGCUCGGCGCCUGUCGUGCAGACGCUCAUCGACCUGGGCGGCGUGCCCUUCUGCAAGACCAAUGUCCCACAGACCAUGAUCAGCUUCGGUUGCAGUAACCCGGUUUGGGGCGUCACGACCAACAUCUACGACGGCCGCUGCGUCGGUCUGCGCGCGGUGCUGCCGGCCACGUUCGGAGGGCGGAGCACGACUUACGCGCCACAGUCGGCUUUCUCAGACGCCUAA
Pollicipes pollicipes is the source of this 384-nucleotide messenger RNA. RefSeq names its product fatty acid amide hydrolase 1-like. The record is from RefSeq and is a predicted model, not a curated record. Gene Ontology annotation, biological process: fatty acid catabolic process. The transcript is spliced from 6 exons. Lineage: Eukaryota; Metazoa; Arthropoda; Thecostraca; Pollicipedomorpha; Pollicipedidae. Gene Ontology annotation, molecular function: fatty acid amide hydrolase activity; amidase activity. The coding region runs from base 1 to 384 and encodes 127 amino acids.